GCUUUUCUGCUUGCUUUUGUCUCUUAUCACUUCUGAGCUGUUUUACUUCAAAUUGCUUUUCUGCUUGCUUCUGUCUCUAUCACUUCUGAGCUUUCUUCCAAAGUCUGGUCAUUCUUUUCUGUCUACUCUUACGAAUGAAAAGACAAAAAAGCUUUUUAGAUCUGUAUACGUGGGUGAAGCAUAUAGACUCUGGGCUUCACUUAGGGUGCUCUGGGUGGGCCUUUCCUGGGGAACCUCUGAUGUCAGUAUCUUGGAUUGUUCCUCCUGGGCUGGUCAGUUCCUCAGAGUUGAGUCUUCCAGUCUUCUAAGGAUUUGCCUACUAAACAUUAAAACGUGAAAGAGGAAUGCGGGCCCUGCAUCCAGCAUUAUGUAUUCCUAAAUUCACUUAACUUUGUUUCCAGUGUGCUUCUCUAGAAUGCCUGAGGAUGCCCCAGUCCAGGGACUAGUAUUACUUUGUCCAGAAAUAAACCUCUAGUCUUCUAUGGGAGUAAGGGGGUAGAGUUACUUAGAGGUGUUUCUCAAAUAGCUUUCAUGUAGUCCACUUCCAAUUUCAGGGCGUGUGUUUCAGUGCCUUUUGAGAAUUCUGCAGAGUGAAUUGGGUUUUUCUGGUGUGCUAAGUCACAUUCAUUCACCUGUUUUCCAGCUUCUGAGUUUUAUUGCUGUUAUCUCCUGUCCCCAUUUUUCCAAUUUAUUUUUAUAUCAUUUUACCGUAGAUUUAGUAGUUUUGGAAGGGAGUAAAAUUAGAUGAGGGUAUUUAACCCACUAUAUUAACUACUUCAUUCUUUAAACUUCCUUUUUUUUCUUUUGGCAGAGAGCCAUUAGCAGUGUGAAAUAAUCUUACUAAGAAUGAUUCUUAGGCUGGGCAUGGUGGCUUGUACCUGUAAUCUCAGCACUUUGGGAGGCCAGGGCUGGAGGAUGGCUUGAGCUCAGGAGUUUGAGACCAGCCUGGGCAACAUAGUGAGUGAGACCUUGGCUCUACUAAAAGUAAAAAAAUAUUAGCCAGGCAUGGUGGCAUGUGCCUGUAGUCUCAGCUAUUUGAGAGGCUGAGGUGGGAGGAUCGCUUGAGCCCAGGUGGUUGAGGCUGUAGUGAGCCGUGAUUGUUCCACCACUCCAAGCUGGGCAAAAUUCAUUUUGAGACCCUGUCUCAAAACAAAACAAACAAAAAACACCUCUUGGGAACCAUGUUCUUUUCACAUAAUUUAAAAUUAAAUCUACAUAGAUGUAAUUUUGAAUUGCAAACUAUAACCUGUUUAAUGCCUAACAGCACAGCUUCAUUUAAUUCACAAUUUGUAACUUGUGAAAGCUUUCAGGGACCUGGCUUAAGUUGUCCUUUUUAGUUGUUGGUCUUUUUACAAAUUAUGUAUCAUAAAACACUUGCCCAGCAUGGGGUAGAUACAGUGAGAGCUUCAGUAAAGCCUUUCCUCUAAAAGCCCACUAUUUUAAGGUAACUUGGGAUUACUGCACUAUCUCCUUACCCCGAUGAAUCCUAAUUUGAGUUGACUGAGGUGUUUUAUCAUUAAACAUUAGUUUUACUGAAACUAAUUUAAAAGGAAGCCUUAACUUUCAUAUCAAACAGCUAUGGUAAACUGAGUAAGAACUCUGUACGAAGUCGCUAUUAAAAUGUUUUUAUCUUGCUACCAGGAUAUGGAUGUAAAAUGCUAAUAACUAUUACACAACCUAUAAUAGUUACAGGUUACAAUAGGGAUAAUAACACUUUAACCCACAAAGACUAGCUUAGUCCUACUACUUAUCUAUGAAUAAUGCAUGUAGUCAAUAACACUGGAAGGGAUAGAGCAUUAUAAACUUAUAAUUCAGAGAUGAGAAAUGGUGCCAGUAAUUUAAAAGUAUUUCAGGUCUCAUAAUGCUAAAACAGGGUGUAGGUAUGCCCUACAAUUACAGAGAACUCAGUCGGGCUUGAGGAGAACAGCCUCACUUAAUUGUAGUUUUCCUGUCGGUGUAAGGUGCCGGCGUUUCUUCAUGUGGGAGGAGACUGAAAUUCUGAAGGUUAUGUGGUUAGUACAAUUAGUCUGUGACCUCGGGAAACUAAUGAGUCUUUGGGGCCUCAGCGAUCUUCAUGUUAAGGAAUAUUUUACCCAGGAAUUGCUUCAUUUUCAAUUCUUGUUUAGGGCGCUCUUAGGAAAAAGGACGCGUACGCUGCACAGAAAGUAAACAAUAGAGCAGAAAGAAGAAUCCGAAGGUCAUUAAUCUUAAAAUAACCAACCCUCUGGAGCCAACUUAUUUCUCUCUUUAAAUUGCCGAAUGAGCCCCAUCCCCCUGCUGGCUUAAACCACAGUGGCCCAGGCCUCCCACCGGGUGUCCGCUGCAUGAACCAGUCGCAUGCCGGUUUCUUCUCGAAACCCUCACAGAAAGACCCAACACACUCUAGGAAAUAAACCGUCAACAUCAGGAGACGCUCAGAACCCUCUUCCCACACCCGGUGGUCCUCGCCCAGAGCAUAUUUCGCCUCCAGACCCCAGGAUCCGGGAAAUGGAACAAAACUCCCCGGCGGCGGCACUCACGCACUUUCCGGCACGCCGGAGCCGCAAAAGCCUCGACCACUUCGACUCCUCUGUCCGUCUACUGCGAAGCGGGGUGGCGUUGGGGGAGGUGGGCAACCUGUCAGUAAAGGGGGCGGGGCGCCGGCCGGAAGAGCCUCCGCGCGGCCGCGCUCUUUUCCUGGAGCUCAAGUGGGCGGGGCCUGUCGUCCGGGCAACCCGGGAGCGUUUGUCCACACAAUUUCUGCCCCGACUCUGCGGACUACUGCAGUGGAGCUUGACUCUUAAUGAGGAAGCCCGUUUGAAAUAUGAGAAAGAAGAAAUGAAAAGGCUUGAAAUACAGCGAAUUGAGAAAGAAAAAUGGCAUCAACUUGAAGCAAAAGAUCUAGAAAGGAGAAAUGAAGAACUUGAAGAACUUUAUUUAUUAGAGAGGUGUUUUCCUGAAGCAGAGAAAUUGAAACACGAAACUAAAUUGCUUUCUCAGUGGAAGCACUACAUUCAAUGUGAUGGGAGUCCUGAUCCUUCAGUAGCCCAAGAAAUGAACACGUUUAUUAGUUUGUGGAAAGAGAAAACAAAUGAGACUUUUGAGGAAGUGAUUGAGAAGAGUAAAGUAGUGCUAAAUUUAAUUGAGAAAUUGAAAUUUAUUUUAUUGGAAACUCCACCAUGUGAUUUGCAAGAUAAAAAUAUAAUACAGUACCAAGAAUCAAUACUACAACUGCAGGACCUCCUUCAUCUUAAAUUCGGUGUAGCCACAGAAAUACUUCUCAGACAAGCUAGUACUUUGGCAGAUCUGGACAGUGGAAAUAUGGAAAAAGUCAUUAAAGAUGAAAAUGUUACUCUGUAUGUGUGGGCAAACCUCAAGAAGAAUCCAAGGCACAGAAGUGUUAGAUUCUCUGAAACACAAAUUGGAUUUGAGAUUCCAAGGAUAUUAGCAACAAGUGACAUUGCUAUACGACUCCUGCAUACCCACUAUGAUCAUGUUUCUGCACUGCACCCUGUUUCAACACCAUCAAAAGAACACACUUCUGCAGUAACUGAGCUUGUCAAAGAUGAUGUUAAGAAUGUAGAAAAAGCAAUCAGCAAAGAGGUCGAAGAAGAGUCCAAACAACAAGAAAGAGGGUCUCACUUAAUUCAGGAGGAAGAAAUAAAAGUUGAGGAGGAACAAGGUGAUAUUGAAGUGAAAAUGAGUUCUGCUGAGGAAGAAUCUGAAGCCAUAAAAUGUGAACGAGAGAUGAAAGUAUUAAGUGAAACUGUUUCAGCAGCACAGUUGCUGCUGGUAGAGAAUUCUUCUGAAAAGCCAGAUUUCUUUGAAGACAAUGUGGUGGAUUUAUGCCAGUUCACAACUCUGGGUGGAGUAUACCACUUGGAUAUUUUGGAGCUUCCUCCACAGUGUAAACCAGUGAAGGGAUGGAUGAUUGUGGAAAUACUCAAAGAAGGAUUACAGAAAUACACGUAUCCUCCGGAAACUACAGAAGAGUUUGAGACAGAAAAUGCUUUCCCACCUAUAGAGGUCACACUUGAGGUUCAUGAGAAUGUAAUCUUUUUUGAGGAUCCUGUGGUUGUAAGGUGGGAUGCUGAAGGUAAACAUUGGAGAACUGAUGGCAUCAGCAAUGUAUCCUACAAACCAAAAGAAAGACUUGUAACAUUCAGCCUGGACACCUUUGGCCCUGUUACCUUGAUUCAAGAUGCUCAUAUUAACAUGCCGUACCAGUCAUGGGAACUAAGACCACUUGAUGUAAAUAAAGUACUUUUAACUGUGACUACAGUAUUUACUGAGAUUCAAAUACAAAUUAAGGAAAACCUCUGCAUGUUAUCUUCAAUCAAACUAAAAGACAAGAAACAUAUCUCUAUUUUGGAAGGAACCUGGAUGACUCCUAUUCCUUUCAUUAUUGCUUUGAAAGAAGCUGGACUGAAUAUCUUUCCUACUAGACACUCUCAUUUUUAUGUUAUUAUAAACAAUAAGGUUCCUUUGGUAGAAGUGAAAGCUUAUCGACAGAUGGCCCUACUAAGUUCUGCUUUUGCAUUUGGUUGGAGCAAGUGGAACCUACUAUGUAAUUCUACAAAAGUCGUAUUUAAGGUGAGGGAACACCUUACUGAAGAAUGUACUGAGAAUCCUAAUUGGGCCCUUUUAAUGUUUAGUGGUGACAGAGCACAAAGACUGAAGAUCAAGGAAGAGAGUGAGGCAUUUUCUGAAGCGCUUAAAGAAGAAACUGAGUUUCAUUCUACUUUAUAUCACAUGGUGAAGGAUUUUUCUUCUGAGGAAGCAAUGGAGAAAGUCAGGAGUUCCAACUGUCAGUUUGUCAACUCUGUGUGCCACAUGCUGCUCUCUACCAGAUUGCUCAGCUACUCCUAACCUCCACUUACAAACUGUAUUGUAAGUAUGAAGAACCAAGCAUGGUGAAAGACAGGUAUUUCUGCAACACAAUGUAAUGAGUGAAUGAAUACAUUUCAAAUCAACUAUUAAAAUGUUCUAAUCUGCA
This is a messenger RNA of Pan troglodytes (chimpanzee), 4975 nucleotides long. RefSeq names its product dynein axonemal intermediate chain 7 (gene DNAI7). Lineage: Eukaryota; Metazoa; Chordata; Mammalia; Primates; Hominidae. Bases 2338 to 4848 code for a protein of 836 amino acids. The record is from RefSeq and is a predicted model, not a curated record. Gene Ontology annotation, cellular component: axoneme. Gene Ontology annotation, molecular function: microtubule binding; beta-tubulin binding. The transcript is spliced from 14 exons.